Messenger RNA from Ostertagia ostertagi, 210 nucleotides. The record is from the annotation of a GenBank genome assembly. NCBI's taxonomy places the organism in Eukaryota, Metazoa, Nematoda, Chromadorea, Rhabditida, Trichostrongylidae.
AUGCCCAUGGGCAACGCUUUUCAGUUGUCCUUUGACUUCAACAAGGGAUUCUUCACUGAGGCGAUGAAACUCUCUCCCGCGGCUUUGGACAGUCUCAAGCAGCAAUUUCCUGAGUUUGCAAAAUUGUGGCAAGAAUGUCCUCAACUCAAACAAUUCGCUGAGUUCGUGGUCAGUGCGCCCAACGAUCUGGAUAUUAUGAAGGUUGGUUGA